This is a messenger RNA of Ricinus communis (castor bean), 1236 nucleotides long. Its product is annotated as protein TIC 214-like. NCBI's taxonomy places the organism in Eukaryota, Viridiplantae, Streptophyta, Magnoliopsida, Malpighiales, Euphorbiaceae. The record is from RefSeq and is a predicted model, not a curated record. Gene Ontology annotation, cellular component: membrane.
UCCAGAAAUUGCAAUAAAAAAGAAAAGGGAGGUUUGUGAUGAUUUUUAAAUCUUUUAUACUAGGUAAUCUAGUAUCCUUACGCAUGAAGAUAAUCAAUUUGGUCGUUGUGGUCGGACUCUAUUAUGGAUUUCUGACCACAUUCUCCAUGGGGCCCUCUUAUCUCUUCCUUCUCCAAGCUCAAGUUAUAGAAGAAGGAGAAGAAGGAACUGAGAAGAAGGUAUCAGCAAUAACAGAUUUUAUUACGGGACAACUCAUGAUGUUCAUAUUGAUCUAUUAUGCGCCUCUGCAUCUAGCAUUGGGUAGACCUCAUACAAUAACUGUCCUAGCUCUACCCUAUCUUUUGUUUCAUUUCUUCUGGAACAAUCACAAACACUUUUUUGAUUAUGGAGCUACUACCAGAAAUUCAAUGCGUAAUCUUAGCAUUCAAUUUGUAUUCCUGAAUAAUCUUAUUUUUCAAUUAUUCAACAAUUUUAUUUUACCAAGUUCAAUGUUAGUCAGAUUAGUCAACAUUUAUAUGUUUCGAUGCAACAACAAGAUGUUAUUUGUAACAAGUAGUUUUGUUGGUUGGUUAAUUGGUCACAUUUUAUUCAUGAAAUGGGUUGGAUUGAUAUUAGUCUGGAUACAACAAAAUAAUUCUAUUAGAUCUAAUGUACUUUUUCGAUCUAAUAAGUACCUUGUGUCAGAAUUGAAAAAUUCUAUGACUCGAAUCUUUAUUAUUCUCUUAUUUAUUACCUGCGUCUACUCUUUAGGCAGAAUACCGUCACCCAUUUUUACUAAGAAACUGAAAGAAACCUCAGAAACGGAAGAAAGUAAGGAAGAAACAGAUGUAGAAAUAGAAACAACUUCCGAAACGAAGGGGACUAAACAGGAAUCCACCGAAGAAGAUCCUUCUUCUUUCCUUUUUUCGAAAGAAAAGGAGGAUCGGGACAAAAUCGACGAAACGGAAGAGAUCCAAGUGAAUGGAAAGGAAAAAAUAAAGGAUGAAUUCCAUUUUCACUUUAACGAGACAUGCUAUAAAAAUAGACCACUUUAUGAAACUUUUUAUCUGGAUGGGAAUCAAGAAAAUUCGAAGUUAGAAAUAUUGAUAGGAAAAAAAAAGAAAAAUCUUUUAUGGUUUGAAAAACCUCUUGUAACUAUUCUUUUUGACUCGAAACGUUGGAAUCGUCCAUUACGAUAUAUAAAAAAAUGAUCAGUUUGAGAAUGCUGUAAGAAAUGAAAUGUCACAAUAUUUUUUU